CCUAAAAGGCUGGCGUAGCCGCUCUUACGCUUCUCUCUGGUACUAAUAUCUGUAUAAUUGUAAGGAGAAUAUAAAACAGAUGUGAACACAAUACGUCGAAAAGGGAAAAAAUACGCUUACUCGAAUGGCGUCGGACGAGCAUAAACGUUUGGCUGAUAUCGUGAAAGGAACUCAUGCCUUGUUACGCGCCGAGUAUCAUCAAUAUGGCGCUGAGAUCGCGUGGGACCGCCAUUUGGCGCGAAACGACGUACUACAGAAAUAUGCUACAUCCAUGCAAAAAUUAGCCACUAAGUGCUGGAUGGAUAGUAAUUCCAAUUUGAGGAAUGGAACGUACUGUAGAAUGGAAUGGAUAAAAACUCAGUGCAAAGAAUAUUUUUUCAACAGUGGUAGAGAGAAAUAUAACAAAAGAGAGCAGGACAUAAACGCUAAAAUGACUCUAUUUUCAACGAGAUCGAGCGAUGAAAGUGUAACGUCCAAAGACAACUCGAGUUGUACAGAAAAUGGAUUACAAAAUUAUUAUGAACGAAAAAUAUCGCUUUUGGAUGUAGGAAGUUGUUACAAUCCUCUAAGUGUUGACAAUGCGUUUGAUGUCACUGCGAUAGAUUUAAUUCCUACAGUAGAAGGAGUCUAUCGAUGUGAUUUUUUGAACGUUGCGAUCGGAAGGAAAAAAAAUCUCUCGCAAGACACGUGGGAAAUUCGUCAAUUGCCUGCGAAUUUUUUCGAUUCUGUGGUGUUUUCUCUAUUAUUGGAAUACUUGCCAUGUCCAAAACAGAGAUAUGUCUGCUGCAGAAAUGCAUAUGAUGUGUUGAAGAGCAGUGGCAUACUAAUUAUUGUGAGUCCGGACUCGAAACAUGUUGGUGCAAACGCGAGACUGAUGAAAUCCUGGAGGUACACCCUGAGCAGAAUGGGAUUCAUGAGAAUCAAGUACGAGAAAUUGCGUCACAUUCACUGUUUGGUAUUCAGGAAGUGCAUAUACAAAGAUGUAGCAAUACAGUGGUCCAAGUUGCAACAUUUUUCUGAGGUUGACAAAAAAUAUGUGUCUGAGACGAAGAUUUUUAUUCCGCAGGAUUUUCAGGCCUCCCAUUUAAAAAAAAAACAAGAAAAAUUGGUCGAGUAUGAAGAAACUGAUUUAGCAAGCGCUUUCUCUGAAUUACCGUUUAACGACGAAGUGCCAACAUGACACUUUAUUAUUUAUUUUGUUGGCAAUUUAGUGUUUUUAUGUUGACGUUAAAUAAAACAUUUUAUGCCAAACA
This is a messenger RNA of Wasmannia auropunctata (little fire ant), 1253 nucleotides long. It is a transcript of the gene Samtor, whose product is annotated as probable methyltransferase BTM2 homolog. NCBI's taxonomy places the organism in Eukaryota, Metazoa, Arthropoda, Insecta, Hymenoptera, Formicidae. The transcript has 3 exons. The record is from RefSeq and is a predicted model, not a curated record. Bases 125 to 1180 code for a protein of 351 amino acids. Gene Ontology annotation, biological process: negative regulation of TORC1 signaling.